Cavenderia fasciculata is the source of this 2466-nucleotide messenger RNA. RefSeq lists its product as uncharacterized. Lineage: Eukaryota; Evosea; Eumycetozoa; Acytosteliales; Cavenderiaceae. The transcript has 2 exons. The record is from RefSeq and is a predicted model, not a curated record. The coding region runs from base 1 to 2466 and encodes 821 amino acids.
AUGGAAGAUAUAAAUACAAGAGAAAAGAAAAAGAUGAAAGCACCAACUACUUUAUCAUCAACAUUAUUCAAAUCUAUACUUAACCAUUCGUAUCUUAGAAGUUUGAUAUUCAAUCAUGUUAGUUCUAUUCACAAGCAGUUAGAUAUUACAACUGUUAAAGUAUCAUCACUCAAUACUGCCAAUGAUUAUAUUCGAUAUGGUUUGAAUGAUCUAUUCUUUAAACAUAUAGAUCAACUUUGGUCAUUGAUGUUUCCCGAUGAUUAUAGAAAUGAUAAUAAAAUAACUAAAAUAAUGACAACAGCAAUUGAUUAUCAUAAUGAUAGAGUAUUGGAAUACUUGUUGAAUAGAAUAAAGAGAGAGAGUGGACCUUUUCAAACAAUGGUUACUGUCAAUUACGAAAAGAAACGAGCAAGUCAUAUAGUCAAACUACUAAGUGCAAAUGUGUUUAAUCUAUUGGUAGAUGACAAUGUACAAAUAGAGUCUGAUGGUUUAUUACAUAGAAUGGCAAAGACUGCAAUCAUGGUAGUUGGAGAUGUAGAUGUCAUCAGACACUUGUUUAAUCGAUACAACCUCGUCGACAAUCUUUCCUCACUCUUUACAGAGUAUCAACAAGCGGGUUGUGCAUCUCCAACAGCCAUGAAAGAAUUAUUCGAGAAAAAGACAGACCUAGAGUUGAUCGAGUUGUACCGUGCAGUCAUCAAAGUCAACAAAAAUGAUGGCACUAGAAGCCAGACUGAAAACAUUUUGAAUGCAUUGGCCAAUGACCGUAUCAAACUCGUUCAAAACAUCUUGAACGUAUCCUCAAGACGAGAUAAUCACAUGAGUGAUUGGAAACGAAGCGUCUCGUGGCAACUAUUUUCACCGUAUGCAACCAAAAAGACAAGUGAGAAUGUUCGCAAGAAUGAACUCAACCAUUUCUCACUGUCAUGGGAUCGCUACGAUUACGAUGAUCAAGGAUUAUUGGAAAAGUUCAAAAAUGGAACAGACAUUGACAUGCUUGAAUUCAUGGUAUCACGACAGAACAGCAACUCUGCAGCAUUCAAAGAGUUUAUCAAUCAAAAAUGGCCGUUUCCUCUAUCACUUGCAUCUGCAUCUUCAAAAGAGGCAGUAUCAUUCUUACUAGAGUAUGCUCAAAAAGAUGGUACCUUUGUCAUCAAUGUCGGCACAAACUAUCCGUAUCAUCCCAUCAAAGAGAUCGAUCCCAUCUUUUGCUCGCGUCACUAUAUUGAUCUCUUUUCAAAGUAUGUUGUAUUUAGAUACUCCACAUCAUCUUCUACAUCCAAUAUCGUCCGAUCAACACUCCGACAAGCACCCAAAGGUCAAGAGUAUGAAGAAUUGGAUUAUGUACUCAAAUCAAAGUUUUGUCAUAAUUUAAAUAUCGAUUUUGCAGACUCUCUUGCGUCAAUCAUUGACUUGUCUAGUGAUGAUGGAAAUGAACAUUUCAUUGAAAGAUUGGUAGCAUAUGCAAACGAAUACCCUACAAAAUGUCUAUUUCCAAUGGAAUCAGUUCACAAGUACACCCAAGAUGAUUAUCAUGGUCGUGAUCAAUUCUUGUCAGUCGUUGCAAGAGUACUUGAUGAAUGUGGAAUCGAUGAAACUGAUGACGAACCUAUAUUCAUAACUGGAGAGAGUGACAAGUGGAUACUACCACCUUUACUAGUUGAAACGAUGGCUGACCAGUUGAGUGUCUAUCACUACUACUUUUAUCUGUCAAGUGCAGCCAUGACAACCAACAUGGAACUCUACAAAAAGAUGUUUAAACUAUGUUCAGAGGGAAACAAAGUCGACAGUUUUGAUCUAGUCAGAAUCGUUUCAUUGUUGGUCAAUGCAGGACACUAUGCAUUUACAAAGGAAUUCAUCAUCAACUCAUACAUUGAUUUGACAGCCGAGAAACCAAAAACAUUGAAAAAAUCAAUGGACAUUAUAUUCCAAUUAUACUUUGAUUUGGUUAAAAAGGGUACACUGGCAAAAGAGGAUGAUGGUAUGGAUAUUGACCAACAAGACUAUCAAGAAUUGGCUGAAGAAAUUUUAAAUCUAUUACCAACUGAAAAUCAAUUUGAAAUACUGUAUUAUGCAAUGGACAUGACUGAUGAUCAGUUCAAUAAUAUUUGGGACCAAUUCUACAAUGAUUCAAAUGUUGGAGAUUGGUUGGUAGACCCAUCAAAACAUUUAGAAUCAUUAAAAUACAAUCAAAAAUUCUUUAAUCAUCUUGAAAGAUUGUAUAGACUCUAUCAACAAGAUCAACUUGACAGACACCAAACUAUCAAAUAUCCAAUGAAUCCACCUCCAUUGAUAAUAGAAUAUAUUGGAAUUUGGAAUCAAUGUAUACAAAAUUAUUAUUUCAACAACAAAGAUAAUAAUAGUAAUAAUAAUAGAAUAGUCACAAAUUAUACUCAAAAAGAAUAUGAUCAUUUUAUGAAAUUGGCAAUUGAAAUUGGUUUCAUUCCAGACAAGGAAUUAAAAUAA